Messenger RNA from Hibiscus syriacus, 780 nucleotides. RefSeq lists its product as uncharacterized. The record is from RefSeq and is a predicted model, not a curated record. Bases 1 to 780 code for a protein of 259 amino acids. NCBI's taxonomy places the organism in Eukaryota, Viridiplantae, Streptophyta, Magnoliopsida, Malvales, Malvaceae. The transcript is spliced from 2 exons.
AUGGGAACUGAUCAUAGAGUUGAAGUUAAAUCUCUUUCAAGGAAUGCAAGCUUUUCAUCUUCUCCUCGGAACGGAAACCUCAAAAAUUCCGAACUCAUCGAGUCAUCGACGCCCUUAAAUGUUCCGCCGACUAGUUCAAAUGAGCAGUCCUCGGAACAAGCACCGGCAGGGUGCGUACGGAGUCGGAUACCGUCGUCCAUUUUCAGUACUCAACCUGGAACACCAACGGAAUGGAGCAUUGCUUCAAACGAAUCAUUGUUCAGCAUUCAUGUUGGGAAUAACAGCCUCUCCAAGGAGCAAUUUCUUUCGUUGUAUAAAUCCGGAGAGUUAACCAAGUUGGACGAGCAGAUCAUUGCCCAAGGUGGCGCGAUGCCUUCACUGAAAGAGCUAGAAGAGAUGGCGGCUGCGGAGGAAAAUGCAGGAAAGGGUUGUUCUGGAGCCGAAGAAACGCCGAAGACGGUGGUCGGAACAAGUGAAGUUGCAGAGGAUGAUGAUGGUCACAACAAAGAUGGCAAUGACGACAGCAUCUCUGGUCUUUCUGAUGAGAGCACUUUUUCCUUUGCAUUCCCUGUGUUGAAUGGAACCGAAGAUGAAAGGCUGAGCUCGGUAAAUAUCCAUCAAUACAACCAACAAUUAAAGAUACAAUUGUAUCUAGUAAAGCAGCAGCAAGAGAAAGAGCCGGAGCCGGAGCAAUGCAUUGAAGAAAUGAAACCAAAAACUCCACAAAAUGGUAGAAAUCAAAGCUGGUUUUCCUGUUUCCGUUGCUGCAGAUAUCCAUGA